ACACGAGCAGCGCCUGUUCAGACCUCCGUACAACAACAAACGCGCUCUGCACGAGAGGAAGAAAAGCGGACGAGAGGAAGAAAGAACGUUAACAUGUACUUUUGUCAACACAGACCUCGGUAAAGUUACGAGUUUGAGGAUAAGACGGUUUUAAAAGGAAGGAAAAGCCCGUCGCAUUCCGAUUUUCUCUGCAGACUUCACCGAGCAGAGCAGCUGUCCCCGGCGGUCCGCUCCACCGUACACGCCUGGGAGAACAGAGAGACGAGGAGAUAAUGAAGAUCUGUUCACCGGUGUGAGUUCCUGGGAUGCUCGACCGGCCUGUACCCCAUGCUCCUUUAAGGCCCCCAGAAGUUAAAGAUAGGGUGUCAUUGAAAGAGCAAGUGACCCCUCUGAGCUGCCACCAUGGCCCUGGUUCAGGCUCUGCCUAUAUCUGCUGAGCCCCACAACCCAGGCCUCAGUGGAGGAGCCCGUAGACGACACCCCUCUGGCCCUUCACCCCCCAUUAACGCUCCACCACCUUCCACUCUGGAUCCUAUGGGCUCUGUCAGCAGCCUCAUAGCCACCCGCCCCGGCCCCUACCAGGACCACCGCUCUGGUGUUGAGCUGGGAGCAAGAGUCCGACGACCCACACCAGGUGCCUCCUGUCUGGGCAGCGAGUCCCCGCAGGACCCCUUACUGCAGAGCAUCCCACCGCUCAAGAAACAGAGCUCCACGACGUCCAGCAGGGGCCUGGAGAAGGAGAGCGGGAAUGGGAACUACACCUAUCUGAAUGAGGAUUAUGUAGGUGACUGGAGUGAGAACCAUAUAAUUCCUGCCAGCCCUGGGAGUGACGCGGACGAGACUAAAGAAGGAUCAGGGCUGAGUGUGAAUAUGGGGGGACCUCCUCCAAAACUGAUCCCUGUGUCAGGAAAACUUGAGAAGAACAUGGAGAAAACAGUGCUGCGGCCCACUGCCUUCAAACCUGUCAUUCCGAAGAGUCGUACCUCCAUGCAGUACCUCUCCCCUCGCCAUUGUGCCAACGUAUCAGAAAGCCAAAACAACCUGAACUUGCUCAGCCCCACCCACAGAGAGGUGUCGCCCUCCUGCUCUGAGAAACGCAGCUCGUACAGCGGGGCACGCAGCGGUGGCGGGGGGCGGGGUAGCAGCCAGUCCUGCUCCCUGUCCGACUCUGGACGCAACUCCCUCUCCAGCCUGCCACCUUACAGCAGCGCCAUCUACAGCCUGGCGUCAGGAGACGCCUCUGCUGGCCACCUGGAGCCCAUGAAGAGCGCUCCGUCAGUCAGUGCACACGGACACUCCAACUCAGACAGCGGGCGCUCGUCCUCCAGUAAGAGCACAGGCUCUGGGUCGAUAAGUGGCCGGGGGCAGCCUCUGUCUGACAGUGGGUCCAGCGGCCGCUCUCCCGGCCCUGUGGAGGGUUAUGAAGGGGUGGUGAGGGACCUGGAGGACAAACUGAGGGAGAGAGAGCUGGAGCUGCAGCAACUCAGAGACAACCUGGAUGAGAAUGAAGCUGCAAUUUGUCAGGUGGGCAGAUGGUACACAAACUCCAAACGUGCUUUAAUGAGGGGCCAUGUGGGGGGGGGGGGGGGGGGGGGGGGGUUUGUAUUGUGGAUUCUAAUGGAUUUGCAUUUGCAUCGUCUCAUGUUGUUCUGUCUUGUCUCGCAGGUUUAUGAGGAGAAGCAGAAGCGCUUUGAACUGGAGCUGGAGGAGCUGAGGCAGAGCUGUGCCACGAGGAUGCAGGUAGCCUCGCAGAAGGCCCAGCGUGCCCAGCAGGUGCUUCAGCUGCAGGUUUACCAGCUCCAGCAGGAGAAGAAGAAGCUGCAGGAGGACUUUGCUCAGCUUCUGAAGGAGAGGGAGCAGCUGGAGGAGCGCUGCACCUCCUACGAGCACGAGAAGAUCCAAAUGGGGCCUCGGCUGGAGGAGACGAAGUGGGAGGUCUGUCAGAAGUCGGGGGAAAUCUCGUUGCUGAAGCAGCAGCUGAAGGAGGUGCAGGGAGAGUUAGCUCAGCGUGUGGGGGAGAUCGUCUCACUGCGGGGUCAACUCCGAGAAACUCGUGGUGAGCUGACAAACACCCAGGUCCUGCUCCAGGAGGCUCACGGCACAACCCGCACACGAACCCUGGAGCUGGAGGUGUGUGAAAACGAGCUUCAGCGCCGCAAGAGCGAAGCGGAGCUGCUCAGAGAGAAGGUAGGACGUCUUGAGGGAGAGCUGGUUCAUCUCAGAGAUGCUUUGGCCAGUCAGGGCCCAGGAAACAGACAGUGUCAGGUGUUCCAGGAGGCGGAGGAGCACCUGCUCGCCUAUGAAAGCGAUGAGGCGAAGGCACAGCGGCAGAGCAGCACCGAGGCCCUGCAGAACAUGAAGGUGCAGAUGGACAGGAUGAAGGCUGAGCUGGCCUUCGAGCGUCAGCGGGCCGAGCAGCAAAUGGGAAGCUUCGAGGAGGAGCGCAGGAUAUGGCAGGAGGAGAAGGACAAAGUAAUCCGCUACCAGAAGCAGCUGCAGCAGAACUAUGUGCAGAUGUAUCGCAGGAACCGAGAGCUGGAGCAGCUCCUGCAGGAUCUCAGUCAGGAACUGGAGAACAGAGAAGACGACGAGGGCAGUGGCAACGAGAUUAACUUUGAUGAGAUUGCGGCCACAGAAAUUUAACCCUUGUGUCUCUCCAUCUUUUGAUUUGCACUAUUGUCAGCUGUAAAACAAACAAAAAACAUCUGCAAUCAGCCACACUUUAGUUCUGCCUCGGCCUAUUCUCCAAGGAGUCCCACUUUAAAAGCCAGUGACCUGUAUUAGUUGUUAGUAGGCCACCUCGGUCCUCUGCCCCUCUGUUAAUGUCUUAGUGUUUGCACUAACUAACUAAACAUCAGCGUCCUGGUCCGUUCUCACAGUUAGUGGGAGAUUUGUUGCGUAUGAGUAACUUCACCAACCUUUCACCAUCCUCCUCCUGUGUUGAUGAUGACUCCUCCUCCCCCUGCUGGGUUUAGCACUACACUCCCACUCUGUUAGCAGUCAGCUCUCAUUAGCACUGUUAAUUUAGCUGAAGCCCACGCUGUUGGUACAUGACAGCGAAUGUGGGAUACCACACAUUCAGCGUGUCAUGACAGUGAGUGAAUCAGUAGGAGGUGCUAAUGACGGUGGCUUCGCUCUAAGUGAUUUGGAGAGAAUUAUGUUAUUGUUUGUUUUUGUUUUUUUCUCAGAACUACUCAAGCAUUUAUGUAAACUGCAUCAUGACCCACAUGUAAACAGCAGAUGUUCCCAAAAUAUGUCUGCUUCCUUCUCACAAGAGAAGCAGGAGGAAAUAUUAAGUUGGGGCAAACACCAAAAAAAAAACACAAACCCCUUUUUCAACCUUAUAUGGCUCAGAUUUGAUGUUUUCAUAACUGUGAGCACAGACUUAAAUGUGUCUGGACUGUUAACAUCAAGUCCACUUUAAGGAAAGCAAAGUUUAAAUUCUACUCUCAUAUCCUGGACAGUUUGUCCCAAGUUAAUAUAGGGGUUGGAAAUGAUCUCAUGAACAUCUGUACAGUGUAAUUAAACUGGAACAAACACCACCAUAACACCUUACAUCCAGUGCAUGUCAGCUUUUCUCUUUCUUUUCUCUCACACACAGAUGAUCUGACUCAUCUUUAACAGAAGCUUUGUCAAACUAUCAUCUGACAUCAGAAGACUGGAUUCUAUCACGUUUCCCUGAGCGUAGGAGCGGGCGAUAUCAUUUUAUAAUGCGUUACACUUUUUAUUGUAAUAUAGUAAAUGUUCUGGAAAACAAAUCGGUCUUUUUCACAGCAGGUUAUUUCACUUGAAAAGCACAGGUGUUGCUAAUAACAUUAACGAUGGGUCUGUUGUCCUUUAUUUCUCUGAACAACAAGUCGCAGGCUGAUGUGAGCAAUUUUUCCCACUCGGCUGCUUGUAAUUAGAGUUUUAACUGAAACCAAAGCAGCUACAAGAAAUUGAGCCAUCAUUCCUUUUAUUAUUUACAUGUGUGUUAUCCUACUGUGAUGUGGUGAAAAAGGCCUAUUGAGAAGUUGUUAUUUAAAGGAUGUUUACUGUUUCUGUAAAGGCUUUUAGCGAAUCAGACGAUUGAAAUACGUAGCAAAAUAAGAUAAUUACACCCAUGCAAAACCGUGUAAAAAUCCAGAUUUGGCCAUAAAACAGUUCUGUGGUUGACAGCUCUGUAAACCUCCCUUUAAGAUGUCUCCUUUAUUACAUUAGGAAAAGUAAAAUGUUUUCAAAAUUUGCUUUUCAUCAGGUGCAGGGGUAUCUGUCGAGAGCCUGUUUGGGCUUCAGAUGUCAGUAUAAACAGUUUGAUAAAGUCAAAUCUUUGACAUCUUAUAGUGUCUCAUGGUAUUUACUGCAUCCUCAUGUCGCCCACUCCUACUGUUUUAACUUCAGUCCUGGUAAUAUGCUUAUAUAAAAGGCCAAAACUAUACUUAAAUUUAAUCUGUUUUUCCAGUAAAACAGAAAAGUAAAUACAAUUAAUACUAAAGCACAAUCAUUUUGGCUCUUGUAUCUAAUAAUUAGAGAAAAUACCUUAGGGUCAUCAGUGAGACGGUGAAAUCAUGCACUGAAUGACAGGUGUUCUGGUGUAAAGUCAAACUGCUUGAACUAUGACUGUUUAUCCACCAACCGUUAAAGCAGAGGAUCUGUUUCAUGCAUAUUUACUUCCCUACACUACGAGGGGACGCUUUUUGUUCCUCUGUCACUGCUGACUGAAUUAUACUCCGCUGUAAAUAACCCUGACAAAUCAUGAAGUAUAAGGAUUUCUUCCAGAGAUGUCUGUCCAUCUCCAAAAAAAUAAAAACAUAGCCACUGUGAAUAGACCAAAGCAAUGUCACACACACAUUAUAUUUUGCUCCCACAAUACAGAUACAAUGCCUGUAUAUUAACGUUUGUGUGGAUGUUUGUUCUGGUUCCUCGGUAUAAUUUUAUAAUCCACAAUAUUUGUAUGAAGACAUUAAAUGUAUAUUUUCAUGCUGUACAUUUCUUGAACAAACGUACUGUUUUUAAUUAAAAAAAAAAAAGACAGAAUUUAAGAGCUGUCUGUGGUACAUGGAGAAAUAAGAGUCCUUAAGUUUAUUUGUUCA
This is a messenger RNA of Toxotes jaculatrix (banded archerfish), 5072 nucleotides long. RefSeq names its product leucine zipper putative tumor suppressor 2 homolog. The transcript is spliced from 6 exons. Bases 403 to 2643 code for a protein of 746 amino acids. Gene Ontology annotation, biological process: cell division; negative regulation of canonical Wnt signaling pathway. NCBI's taxonomy places the organism in Eukaryota, Metazoa, Chordata, Actinopteri, Toxotidae. The record is from RefSeq and is a predicted model, not a curated record.